Nelumbo nucifera (sacred lotus) is the source of this 1356-nucleotide messenger RNA. Its product is annotated as methylsterol monooxygenase 1-1-like. The record is from RefSeq and is a predicted model, not a curated record. Lineage: Eukaryota; Viridiplantae; Streptophyta; Magnoliopsida; Proteales; Nelumbonaceae. Gene Ontology annotation, biological process: lipid biosynthetic process. Gene Ontology annotation, molecular function: oxidoreductase activity; iron ion binding.
GUGGGGUGCGCUCCUUUCGUUUUUCUUUCCCACCUCCCAUUUUCUGAGUUCGGCCACCUUUCGUCCUAUAAAUCUUUCUCUCUCACUCUCUCUGUUCUCAUUAUCGUUUGUUCUUCCUUGGGUUAAUCUAAAGGGACGAAAGAGAGAGAUCGUCAAGUCAUGCUGCCAUACCGGAGCUUACAGGAAGCAGAGUUAGCUCUCGGGAGAAAGCUGACAUGGGCCGAGAAGCUAUGGUUCAAUUAUUCUGCACAGAAGUCGGAUUACUAUCUAUAUUGCCACAACAUUCUCUUCUUUUUCUUCUUCUUCUCUCUGGUUCCUCUGCCUUUGGUCCUCAUGGAGCUUAAGUUUUCCAAGAACAUUGGAAAGUAUAAGCUGCAGCCCAAGGUCAGGCUGUCUUUCUCCGAUAUGGUCAGGUGCUACAGAGAUGUAAUGCGGUUGUUUGUUCUUACCAUUGGUCCUCUGCAACUAGCUUCCUACCCCACUGUCAAGUGGGUUGGGAUUCGGACGGGUCUGCCAUUGCCAUCCGGGUGGGAGAUUUUAUUACAAUUAUUUGUGUAUUUCAUUAUUGAGGAUUAUGGGAAUUACUGGAUCCAUAGGUUCCUGCAUAACAAAUGGGGUUACGAGAAAAUCCAUCAUGUCCACCAUGAGUUCACAGCUCCAAUUGGGUUUGCUGCUCCGUACGCUUACUGGGCUGAGAUCUUGAUCCUCGGCUUUCCCUCCUUUCUUGGGCCAGCUCUGGUUCCCGGGCAUAUAAUCACCUUGUGGUUGUGGUUCAUUAUUCGGCAGGUCGAGGCUAUUGAGACACACAGCGGGUAUGACUUCCCCUGGAGCCCCUCAAAAUAUAUCCCCUUCUAUGGGGGAGCAGAGCACCAUGAUUACCAUCAUUUUGUUGGAGGCCAAAGCCACAGCAACUUUGCUUCAAUAUUCACCUACUGUGAUUACAUUUAUGGAACUGACAAGGGUUAUCGAUACCAUAAGGAGACCCUCAAAAUGCUGAAAGAGAAAUGGAGUAGCAGCUCUGAACAAAAUGGAAAUGGGUAUCAAAUCUCGAACCAAGAUCCCAAAUCUGAUUAGGCGGUGGAACUUCAGAAACUGUCUCCGAAACUUUCUCUUCCAAUCUCUUAUAACUCGAGUGUGGUGAGUGGGGAUUAUAGAGUGUUUUAGAUAUAUACUGUAAAAAAAAAAAAAAAUCAUGUAUUUAGUUGAAGCUUUUGUUAUAAGUGGAGUUGUUAGUCAAACUCACGAUGCAUAUCCCUAAUUUCUGUUAUAAUCACGUUUCUACGUCAAAGUUUAUAUAAAUCCGGAUUGUGAGUUGUGUGAUUACCUAUUUCUAUUUGAAGCGUUCUCACUAUUGCA